This is a messenger RNA of Rhododendron vialii, 2531 nucleotides long. RefSeq names its product RNA polymerase sigma factor sigC. The transcript is spliced from 8 exons. Gene Ontology annotation, biological process: DNA-templated transcription initiation; regulation of DNA-templated transcription. The coding region runs from base 363 to 1898 and encodes 511 amino acids. The record is from RefSeq and is a predicted model, not a curated record. NCBI's taxonomy places the organism in Eukaryota, Viridiplantae, Streptophyta, Magnoliopsida, Ericales, Ericaceae. Gene Ontology annotation, molecular function: DNA-binding transcription factor activity.
UGAACAUGGGUAAAAACUAUCUCGAGAACUUGUGAAGUUUCGUUUGUCCUUUUUAUUUCUUUCAGAUGGGGAACCAGUGGUUCGAGAGCUGACACCACCUCCCACUAUAUAUCCAGUCGGGUUAAUCUCUCUCUCUCUCUCUCUCUCUCUCUCUUGUUUAGAACACUCAUGAACAUUUGAUGGUUACUGUUCUUUUUCUUCUUGGUCUUCAAGAAAUUGAAUGCGAAUGGGUUUCAACUUAAAUCUCAAAUUGGUUACUCCAAUUCGCUCCCCUUUUCUCUCCAAUGCAGCAUCUUGGUCUUCCUUAUACACAUUCUUAUGUUAGGGCCUAGGUGUUUGUUUUGCACCUUCUGUCAGUUUGGAUGGUCAAUAUAACUGUAGCACUUCACUCCAAAACCACGAGGAGAUGCAGGGACCCUUCAUAUGACUCCGGGACGGUGCCUUUUGCCUUUUUUAUUUCCUGGCAAGGUGAAAAUCUGUACAAUGAUCCUCCGAAAGCACACAAAUCUUCAUCAGCUCAACAGACUGCAGAAAAAGAGUACUUAGAAAUGGAAGGAGUAAAGAUCCUUCAGAUGACUACUGGAGAGAACAAGUUACAAGGAAGAAAGGCAUCCCAUUUUGGCUUAUUAAUGGAAAAUCUUGAUACGUUGGAGGCAACGUUCGCUGACUCAUAUGUGGGAAGGUUGGAAAGAGAUAUUUUAGGACAACUGGAAAGGGUUGGAGCUCUUAAAUUAUUCCAUAGCUGUCUAUCGAAGACCCUUAAAUCCCCAACCUUUUUUGACUUGUCUGACAUGUCAACUCAGCUUAUUAAACAGCCUUUGAUUAAUGAAGCUGUGGAUGUCCACAUUGGUGAGAUUGUUGUUCGCUCAAGGAAGAAAGAAGAAAGAAAAUCAAGAAGAGGGAGAGGUUCACCAAAAGCUUCGAUGCUGGCAUUGCCCUCAAAAUCAAUUCAAAAGGACUCUCAAUCAAAAUUGCCAUCAAAUUCUAGAAGUAGAAGACUAUCAAUUGCUAGGAAUGAGGCUGAAAUGUCGAGACAAUUUAAGUUGGUUGAUGACUUGGAAAGACUUAAAACUGCGUUGGAAGAAGAAACUGGACGAGUAGCUAGCUUGAGUAGCUGGGCGGAAGCUGCCAGAAUGGACAAGAAGAUAUUACUUCAGCAUUUGCGUUCCGGUUGGUAUUGUAAGGACGCGCUGCUGAGAAGUGCACACUCCCUAGUUCUGUACCUUGCGAGAAACUACAGGGGAUUUGGCUUGGCCUUUGAAGAUAUAAUUCAGGCAGGGAAAUUUGGUUUGUUGCAAGGUGCAAUGAGGUUUGACCACACAAGGGGAUACAAAUUCUCAACUUAUGUUCAGUACUGGAUAAGGAGGUCAAUGUCAAGAUUUGUAGAACAGCAUUCUAGGGGGAUUCGAAUUCCGGCCUCUUUGAGCAAGUCGAUGAAUCAGAUAAAGAAAGCUCGGAAUUUCCUAUACAGAACCCAUGGGAGAUACCCAGACGAUGAUGAAAUUGCAAAGUUCACAGGCUUGUCCCUAGCUAAUAUACAAUCAGCCAGGCAGUGCUUUAGAGUUGUGGGUUCAAUUGAUGAGAGACUGGGGGAUUCUUUUGGAGCUAAAUUUAUGGAGUUUACACCAGACACAUCAGUAGAGAGCACUGAAGAAUUUGUAGUGAGGCAGCAAAUGGUAAAAGAAAUACAUGACCUCCUGAAAACCCUUGAUCUGACAGAGAGGCAAGUGUUGGUCAUGAGAUUUGGGCUUUGUGGCCACCACCGCAAGUCACUUCAGGAGAUUGGGACGUGUUUCCAAGUAAGCAAAGAGUGGAUACGUAGGGUAGAGCUAAAAGCUCUGAGAAAACUAAGGGAUGAAGGAACCCAUAGAAAUUUGAGCCAUUAUUUGCAACUGUAGUUGCGGAUUAGUCUAACCAGCUUAUUCGAUGAGCUUUUUAGAGUGGUGAUUGGAAUCUUCAUUCUUGUCAACUUCUGAGUUUCGACAAGGCCAGAUGAAUCAGUGUAGUAAAUACCAAAAGCGUUUUAAUUCUGGUGAAUUUCUGAAGAAUUGAAGUUGUUUUGUUGAAUUCAAAUUGAAACUCAUGUCUGCAUUAUGAUGACUAGUUUUGGUGGUUGUUCCCUGUGCAGCGUUCCGGAUGACUAUCCAACGGCGGCAUCAACUCUGCUACAAAGAUUGACUUUUGUUAUCCUUAAUUCCUUCCAAAUGUGUCAUGUUUCUUCCCCUUUUUCCUCUUUCUUAAUUUGUUAUAUUUCGGUUAGUAUCCGAUGGUGACGGGAGAGUAACGACAUGUGUCAAGUAUCCUGCCGAUUUCCGGCAUGAUUGGUUUGACACUCAACAGCCUGGAAUGCAAUCUUCGAAAUAGUGUAGAAAAUUAAUACUGUAUGUUUGGCUCUACAAAAGAACUCCCAAGUGAUAUUCUCAGCCUGGAAUGUUAUCUUCGAAAUAUUGUAGAAAAGUAAUACAUAUUUGGCUCCACAAAAGAACUCCCAAGUGAUGUUCUCCCAAAGUUGCUGAUCCUAGUUUUCUCCA